Molecule: messenger RNA, 4250 nt
Organism: Thelazia callipaeda (thelaziosis nematode)
Lineage: Eukaryota; Metazoa; Nematoda; Chromadorea; Rhabditida; Thelaziidae
Source: the annotation of a GenBank genome assembly
AUGCCAUUUUCUUGCUUGCCAUUUUUUGCCUGCAAUCGCCAGGUGGAUUUGUUGGAUCGCAGGCAGUGCAAUUUGCAAUCAGUGCCUCAUGACAUUGAUCGCAAUGCCCGGACUUUAGAAGAGAUGUAUUUGGAUUGUAAUCAUAUCAAAGAUCUCGAGAAGCCAUUAUUUCGAUGUCGAAAACUGAAAAUUUUGAGUCUGAGUGAAAAUGAAAUAAUACGCUUGCCUUCCGAUAUUGCUCAUCUAACAUGCUUGGAGGAACUCAGUCUUAAAGGAAAUGAUAUUUCUGACCUUCCAGAAGAAAUAAAAAACUGUACUCAAUUGAAAAUCCUUGAUCUCAGCUCAAAUCCAAUCACUAGGCUUCCCUCAACGAUAACUCAAUUAACAUCGAUGACAAGUCUCGGUUUAAAUGAUAUUUCGCUCACACAGAUGCCACAUGAUAUUGGCCAGUUGCAGAAUUUGCGGUCUUUGGAAGUUCGGGAAAAUUUGCUGCGAACAUUACCAUCGUCAAUAAGCCAAUUAAAUCAGCUGCAGAGACUUGAUCUUGGUCAUAAUGAACUUGAUGAUUUACCAAAAGAGAUAGGCAUGUUGGAAAAUCUAGAAGAAUUAUAUGUUGAUCAAAACGAUCUUGAAACACUUCCGGACUCCAUUGUUCAGUGCCGUUCAUUAGAACAGCUCGAUGUUUCAGAAAAUAAAUUGAUGGUUCUACCAGAUGAAAUUGGUGAUUUAGAGAAACUUGGUGACCUUACAGUUGCUCAUAACUGUCUUCAGGUAUUGCCUAGUUCACUUGGACGCUUGAAAAAGCUCAUAAUAUUGAAAGCGGAUCGCAAUGCAAUCACCCAGUUAACACCUGCCAUUGGUAGUUGUCAUGCAUUGACAGAAAUUUAUUUAACAGAAAAUUUUCUCACGGAAAUUCCUAGUUCGCUGGGUAACUUAAAAUGUUUACGAAUGCUCAAUCUCGAUAAAAAUCAGCUAAAGGAGCUCCCACCAACGAUUGGUGGCUGUACCUCAUUAUCAGUACUUUCACUUCGUGAUAAUUUGUUAGAACAGCUUCCUCUUGAAAUUGGACGGCUGGAAAACUUGCGAGUUCUUGAUGUUUGUAACAAUCGUUUAAAUUAUUUGCCAUUUACUAUCAACGUCUUGUUCAAAUUACGAGCCUUAUGGCUAUCUGAAAAUCAGUCUCAAGCGAUGUUGAAAUUGCAAACCGAGCAAGAUCCAAGAACCGGAAUCAAAGUCUUAACGUGCUACUUAUUGCCGCAAAGUAGCUUGCAACCUGUGGAGCAAACUCCUCCAAACCGUUCCUUCAUCGGUGGACCAAAAGUUCAUUUUGGAAGUGAUUUGGAAGAAACUCAUGAAGAGGAUGAAGGCGAAGUGGGACAAUUUUCACGACAUGAUACUCCACAUCCAAAGCCUCAUACACACGCACCAAAAUUUAAGAAGCAGUCAAUUGACGGCCACAUAAUUCAUCAUGAUGAUGAGGCAAGUAAAGAGUAUACCAUAACUUUGAAACUUCCGAUCAAAGUUAUAAAGCAUAAACAUUCUACAAAACCACCGGUAUUAACUUUGAAUUCGGGACGGAAACGUAGCGGUGAUGAAAAUUCACGUGCAGUUUCACCAUCUGCAUCAGCGACUACUGCUGCUACCACUUCUAAUACUACCACUAAUAAUAAUACUCAUAUUGCUUCACUUCGAAGUGCAUUGAAGCAUCCUCCCGUGUUACCAAAUUUGGCUAAUUUUGAGCAGAGUGUAGAGCAUAUUAUGAAUCAGCGGCAAAACCUUUCACCUGGUGUUGAAAUAUUAAAUAUGAAAAUUCAUCGAGAUAGUAAUGGUGGUCUAGGUUUAUCAAUUGCUGGUGGGCUAGAAUCAACGCCUUAUAAGGAUGAUGAUAACGGAUUAUUUGUUUCAAAACUUGCUGAAGGUGGGCCAGCUAUGAUUGCUGGACUGCGAGUUGGUGAUAAAUUGCUGCGUGUUAAUAAAACAGAUGUUGUAAAUGUUCGUCAUCAGGUAGCUGUAACAUCAAUGCAAGAUGCUCGAGAUAUUGUAGAACUCACUAUCCUACGUGAUUUACGUGGGACACCAUCAGUAUCGCAUAAUGCUUCUAGUGGCUACGCAACAUCUCCAAAUCAAAGUAUGGACAACUCUUUUGUUUCCGAAACAAUUGAACCAUCGUCAUCUAUGUCCAAUGAAGUGAUAUCAACAACGAUUCGACGGGAUGUGAAUGGUUCACCAGGAUUUAGUGUUGCGAGUGGUACAGGCGAUGCUAUCGUAAUAUCUUCUAUCGCACCUGGCGGUGCUGCUGAAAAAGAUGGCAAAUUACGUAUUGGUGAUCGCGUGCUUUCGGUGAAUGGUACAAAUGUCAAGAGUGCACGACAUGAUCAAGCAGUAGCGUUAUUAACGGGGCAUAGCGGUAGUGAUAUCUAUUUAGUUGUGCAAAGAGAUCGCGGAAGACAAAAUCUUACUGUUGCUCCAUCUUCCUCAAGUUUGUCAUCUACAAAAACACAUACUGUGGCUAUUGAACGGAUUCCUCAACCAAAAAAAUAUGGCUUUGGUGAUUCUUCUUGGGACGGCAAAACUGAAGAAGUAGAACUUAUACGUGAAAAUAAUUCGCUUGGGUUAUCCAUUGUCGGUGGCAGUGACCAUUCAUCGCAUCCUUUUGGGAUCAAUUCUCCUGGUGUAUUCAUUUCAAAAAUAACAGCAAACUCACCUGCUAGUCAGUCUCAGAAACUACGUAUCGGGGACAGAAUUUUGUCUGUAAAUAAUGUUAACAUCCGCACAGCUAAACAUCAGGCGGCAGUUGAGGCAUUAAAACAAAGUGAUAGGACAGUGCGCUUGAUAGUAAUUCAUGAACCGCAACCACCAGGUUUGAGAGAAGUGAUAAUAAAGCGGAAUGCUGGUGAAGCCUUAGGUUUAAAUAUAUUUGGUGGUAUCGGUAGUCCACCUGCGAAUCCUCUUGAUAAGACUGAUGAAGGCAUCUUCAUCGAAAGGGUUGAACGCAAUGGUGCAGCAUCGGCCUCUUCGUUAACAGUUGGAACACGUAUUUUAGAAGUUAACGAUGAAUCUUUGCUGGGAUGUUCACAAGAAGAAGCGGCACGUAUUUUACGCCAGUCUGGAACUAACGUCAGACUAUUAGUCUGCGAUGCUUUCUGUACUCCAUGCACUGCUGCAUCCGCUCAUGUGAGUCAAAUAGGAGAACGUCAAGCUGCUGCUUAUAAUUCUGUUUCAAUCGCUGAUGCUCAAAAAUCGUUGAAUACUACUUCCUCACUAUCCUUCAAACCAUCUUCAUCCAUUACUUCACCACCUGAAAUUACUAGAACUGCGGGGUCUGUUGCUAAUGACAAUACUUUAUCUACUUCUCCGUUACCGCCUGCUUCUGUAUUCCCUACUGCGUUCAAUGGUAUUCCCAAUGUUUCCAAGAUCUGUUCGUCAGCUUCAAGCUUACCGCAGACAUUAUCUUCAUUUUCUUCAGCAAACACUACCACAUUUUCGGCUUCUAUCCCUCGUCCAGUACCUCCUCCGAUAGCUCCAAAGCCAAGGAUUGUCUCGAAUCAGUCCUCUUCUGCGACUACCGCUUCCUCAACGUGUUGGAUGUCAAAUGUGAACCCUGAACGUCUGGCAUUUACGUCAAAAUUAGAAAAAUUCGAGCGUGAAAUUGAAAUUAAAAGGCCAAAUACUAACCCUACGACAAGAUCUACUUUUCCGCCUGCAAAAAAACCAUUAUUAAAUGAAGAUGAAGUUCGAAAAAUGAAAGAAGAAGAAAGUAAGAAGGUGGCGAGUGGAUCUUUACAGAUGUCUGUAGGUCUUGAGAAUGAUGAACUUGAUUGCUCUUUUGAACAUAUCCUCAAUAACAGUGCGGUACCACCUCGAACGAUGCCAACUGUGAUUCGAACAAAGAAAGCAGAGAAUCGAAUGGCAGCAUGUUCUUCUGCAAUUUCCGGUGGUGAACCUUUGAAUUCAGUUGAACGAAGAGCUUUAGAAUACCAGAAACGACAUGAAUGGCGGCAAGCUAGAUUAAAAUCUUUGGAAGCAGAUUCGAAAGCAGCUGAGGAAGUUAUGCAACAGGUGGAGCAAAUUAACAGUAGGUUAGCUAAUAUAACAGAAGAACAGAGCAACUCUCCUUUGCCGGUGAAUGAGAGGAUUCUGCAAAAUGAAACUUCAUUUGAACAUAAUGAAUAUAUCGAUCCAGUUACGGGUGCUAGCACUGUUUCACUCGUUGAAAGUAGCAUUACUCAGAGAGAAGUAAAUUUUUAAUU